CAGAAGCAGCGGCAUCUCCAUCCACACCCCGGUCGGCUUAACCCCAACGCCGCCGCCGCCGCCCGCCGCUCGGGGAUCGCCUGCUUUUCUCUCCGGACCACAUCUACACAGCACCACCGGUCCUUCCAAGUGAGCUCCAAUCCCCUGCGUGUAGAUGGAGAGGGUGCUCAAGGAUGACGCCGUCCAGGAGAAGGGCGAGCGCGCCAGGAUGGCAUCGUUUAUUGGGGCCAUGGCAAUCGCAGAUUUGAUUAAGACCACAUUGGGACCAAAAGGAAUGGACAAGAUCCUGCAAUCAACUGGCAGAGGGCGUAAUGUUACUGUUACAAAUGAUGGGGCUACCAUUCUGAAGUCACUUCACAUUGACAAUCCUGCUGCAAAGGUCCUUGUUGACAUCUCGAAAGUUCAAGAUGAUGAAGUUGGUGAUGGGACAACUUCUGUCGUUGUUCUAGCUGGAGAACUUUUGAAGGAGGCUGAGAAGUUAGUUAACAUGAAAAUUCAUCCAAUGACUAUUAUUGCAGGUUACAGAAUGGCUCUCGAGUGUGCCAGAGAUACUUUGCUACAAAAGACCAUGGACAACAAAGAAAAUACAGAUAAGUUCAGAACUGAUCUCAUGAAUAUUGCUAUGACUACUCUUAGUUCAAAAAUUCUUUCCCAAGACAAGGAGUACUUUGCUGAACUUGCGGUUGAUGCUGUCUUGAGGCUUAAGGGUAGCACCAACUUGGAAUCUAUUCAAAUUCUGAAGAAACCUGGAGGAUCUCUUAAGGAUUCCUUUUUGGACGAAGGGUUCAUUCUUGACAAGAAAAUUGGCAUUGGGCAGCCAAAGCGCAUUGAGAAUGCCAAAAUUUUGGUUGCAAACACUGCUAUGGACACAGAUAAAGUUAAGAUAUAUGGAGCACGGGUUCGGGUGGAUUCGAUGUCAAAGGUUGCAGAUAUUGAAGCUGCUGAGAAGCAGAAAAUGAGAGAGAAAGUCCAAAAGAUCAUAGGUCACGGAAUCAACUGUUUCGUCAACAGGCAGUUAAUCUAUAACUUCCCUGAGGAACUCUUUGCUGACGCUGGCAUACUUGCAAUUGAGCAUGCUGACUUUGAGGGAAUUGAACGGCUAGCUCUUGUUACUGGUGGUGAGAUUGCAUCAACUUUUGAUAACCCAGAGUCUGUUAAGCUUGGUCACUGCAAGGUUAUUGAAGAGAUUAUGAUUGGUGAGGACAGGCUAAUUCAUUUCUCUGGGGUUGCGAUGGGGCAGGCUUGCACCAUUGUUCUAAGAGGGGCUAGCGAGCAUGUACUUGAUGAGGCUGAGAGGUCAUUGCAUGAUGCCUUGUGUGUGCUGUCCCAGACAGUAAAUGAUACUCGUGUCUUGUUUGGAGGCGGAUGGCCUGAGAUGGUGAUGGCCAAAGAAGUAGAUGAACUUGCAAGGAAGACCCCUGGGAAGAAAUCUCAUGCUAUUGAUGCUUUCUCGCGUGCUCUGCAAGCCAUCCCAACAAUCAUAGCUGAUAAUGCUGGUUUGGAUAGCGCUGAGUUGAUCUCUCAGCUCCGAGCUGAGCACCACAAAGAGAACUGCACUGCUGGAAUUGAUGUCAUCACAGGCUCUGUUGGGGAUAUGCAAAAGCUGGGGAUUCAAGAGUCGUUCAAGGUGAAGCAGGCCAUCCUUCUGUCUGCGACAGAGGCUGCAGAGAUGAUCCUCAGGGUCGAUGAGAUCAUAACAUGUGCCCCGCGCAGAAGAGAGGAUAGGAUGUGAUUAGACACGCUGUUUCUCAAUGUAGCGGGGGUGCUUGUUACCCUAGUUUUGAGGGGUGUUAUGGUUCAAGGGCAUUCAGGUUGGUCAGAUUUCGAUUGUUUUUUGCCCCUAAACAACUGGGACUUGUUAUUUGGUUGUAACAAUCAACCUUAGGCUUGUGUUCUAGAUUCUCAUGCUGUACCGUUUGGUAGCUAAGUACGUCGCACGAUAUGCUUGUGUUAUCUGCCUCUACAUGUUUUUGCUAUUCCUUUUUUUUGGACGUAAGAAUGAGCUCGUCUUUGUUUCU
Messenger RNA from Sorghum bicolor (sorghum), 2018 nucleotides. RefSeq names its product T-complex protein 1 subunit beta. Gene Ontology annotation, biological process: protein folding. NCBI's taxonomy places the organism in Eukaryota, Viridiplantae, Streptophyta, Magnoliopsida, Poales, Poaceae. The record is from RefSeq and is a predicted model, not a curated record. Gene Ontology annotation, cellular component: chaperonin-containing T-complex; cytosol. Gene Ontology annotation, molecular function: ATP binding; ATP-dependent protein folding chaperone; ATP hydrolysis activity.